AUGACAACUAAUCGUCAAAAAAUUAAACACUUAAUAGUGGAUUCCGGACCUUUUAUUAAAUUAACGGAUGUUCGUUCACUAGCUGAAAAUGUAUACACUAUACCUGAAGUAGUUUCAGAACUUCGUGAUCAACAUGCCAGAGACUUCUUUAAACAAAUUUCUUUUGACAUCAAGUUAAAGAGACCUUCUGAUAGUGCAUUAAGAGAAGUGAUGAAUUUUUCAAAAAAAACUGGUGAUUUUGCAAAUUUAUCAGUAGUUGAUUUUAAAGUAUUGGCUUUGACUUAUAUGAUUGAGUCAGAGACUAACGGCGCUGAUAAUUUACACUCUGCGACAGAUGCAAGUAAAUCUAAUAAUAACGAUAACAUCAUGAAUAAUCAACAAUUCAAUGACAAUGAUAAAAACAAUCGAGAUUUAUCCAUUGAUAUACAAGAAGAAGAAACAAUAGGUGUUGCAUGCACUACAAUUGAUUAUAGUAUGCAAAAUGUUUUAUUACAAAUGGGGCUUAAUUUAAUAUCUGUGGAGGGUAAAAGAAUCAAACAAAUAAAAAAUUGGGUCUUGCGUUGUCAUGCAUGUUACAAAAUAACUACCAACAUGGAAAAAAAAUUUUGUCCCAAAUGUGGCGGACCAACAUUAAUCCGUACUUCUACAAGUACUGAUGCAAAUGAAUCUAUUGAUGUAAUCAAAUCAAUUAUACAUUCACUUAAGUUUCAUGAUCUUAUCAACAAAUCAUCAUCAUCUGAUAUAAAUGUUAAUCCAGAUGUUUUAAUAAAAAAUUUAUUGAAAGCCAUGUCUGAACAAAUGCGAAAACAUAGUAGAGAUUCAUAUUCUUUGAGAGAUCAUCCUAUGAAUCAUAAACACUAUAUCGGAGAGAUCUCUGCAACUGAGGAAAUAGAUUUUAUACAAAAAUGA
Entrophospora candida is the source of this 909-nucleotide messenger RNA. NCBI's taxonomy places the organism in Eukaryota, Fungi, Glomeromycota, Glomeromycetes, Entrophosporales, Entrophosporaceae. The record is from the annotation of a GenBank genome assembly.